Molecule: messenger RNA, 2102 nt
Organism: Patella vulgata (common limpet)
Lineage: Eukaryota; Metazoa; Mollusca; Gastropoda; Patellidae
Product: RYamide receptor
Exons: 3
Coding region: 358-1518 (386 amino acids)
Biological process (GO): neuropeptide signaling pathway
Cellular component (GO): membrane
Molecular function (GO): neuropeptide receptor activity
Source: RefSeq, a predicted model, not a curated record
GAGAAUUUAUUCACUUCGUAGUUGUGUUAUGAAUACCAUGGAAAUAAAUCGUCAAGCCAUGGAAUACGUUUUCAAGAUUUUAAAUUGGAGAUAACAAGUUCAGUUCAGCGUUGUAUGGAUCUGAUUUAGCUUGGAAGUGAGAAUAGCAACUCUAACAGAAGGCACUGGGUUAUUGACAACGCCACAGUGUGUGUAAUACACUUAGUGGGAGGACAAUGAUUUGUUCAAAAAACAAAGAGUUAAUCAUUGAAUGUCACAAGUUUACCUAUAUUGUUUCUUUCGCCAUCAUACAGAUUCACGUGGGAACUUCUUUUAUUUAAGAAAUGAAAUUGUAUUUAAUGCUGCGAGGGAAAAAGAAUGAACACUACUGCUGAAAGCCAGGAUUUUGUUCCAUGGAAAAUUUCGAAAUUUGCCGAAACAAUUCUGAUAAUUUUAUAUUUUCUCAUCACUUUUAUCGCGAUCAGUGGUAACGGUAUUGUGUGUUAUUUAGUGUUUGCCUAUAAACGAAUGCAUACCGUGCCUAAUUAUUUCAUCUUUAAUUUAGCCCUAAGCGAUAUAUUGGUGGCCAUCUUCUGUAUUCCGUUCUCGUUUGUUGCGAAUUUAAAGAAUUAUUGGCCCUUUGGUGUGGCAAUGUGUCCGGUUGUCAUGUAUUCUCAAGGAGUUACGGUGUUUUUAAGUUCGUACACCUUGGUGGCAAUGAGCAUUGAUCGUUAUUUUGUUAUUGUUCACCCGUUUCUCAGACGCAUCACAACGAGGCAGACAGUGUUUGUUAUAAUGGCUAUAUGGGUUAUCUCCCUUGCCAUUCCUUUGCCUGCGCUAUUGAAAUCACAGAUUUUAUAUUUCUCUAAUACGAGUGGCCAGUGCCUAGAAAUAUGGUCGAACAAUACGGAUAAAUAUAGAUACAGUUUGGCCCUUAUGGUGCUCCAUUAUUUUGGGCCCUUAGCGAUUUUAAUAUUUAGUUAUUCAAAGAUUGGAUUCAAUAUAUGGAUUAAAAAUUUCCAUGGUGAUGAGGGCAACAAGAGAAGACUCCAGUUAGCUGCAGCCAAACAAAAGAUGAUACGUAUGAUGAUUACGGUAGUAGUUUUCUACGCUUUAUGCUGGCUUCCAAUACACACAGUAACAUUAAUCGGUGAUCAACACCCUUCUAUCUAUAAUCUUCCUAUGAUGCCUGUAUUAUGGAUGCUAUUUCAUUGGCUUGCAAUGAGCAACAGUUGUUAUAAUCCAAUCAUUUAUAUCUGGAUGAGUCCAAAAUUUCGAACUGGACUAAAACUCUCCUUUCAACGUUGCACGCGAAGGCGUAGUUUACAACAACAACCGUCGGAUGAUAAUUUAAACGUGAAACCAGAAGACGUGGCAAAGAAAAAGACGGUUUAUUGUUGUUUGUUGGAGGACAAAAGACGUCGUUUUCACGAUGGCUAUACACCGUAUCGGCUGAGUCAUUGUGCGUAUCCCCCUCCUCCAAGACUUAUGCCGCUAGAUCGUUUACGACUUUCAGCAAGCAUACACAGCGAUACGUGACAAAUCAGCCAUGGUACAUGUAAAUCGUGUGUAUAACUUCUAUCAAAACUAACUCAUUAAUACCUUCAUAAGUGAUCGCCUUUUAUGAUAGUAAAACAUUCAUUUAUGUCUGAAAAUAGAUUUCUGUGGACGUUGUGAACUAACGUGUUGUGAUGAAUGUCUCCUAUUUAUAGUGCUAAAAACGUUUGUAUAUAACAGAAAGGUGACAUAGUAUAACAAGUUAUAACCAAUGCAGAACAGUAUCCAAUAUACGAUAUCCGUGAUUUAUUGGGUCCUCCUUCCAAUGAUACAUAUGGCGUAUUGGGUCCUGUUUGCAAUGAAACAUAUACUAUUCAAAAAAAGUAGGGGAUAUUUGAUUUUUAAGUGUUAUUAAAGUCACCUAAUGAAACUGACGAAGAAACAAAUGACAAAAUGAAAUGAAGUUCACAUUCAUCGAUUUAUUCCAAAUGAUCGUUAGACUAAGUAAGGCACAGACUGACCAUUAUAAGGGUAAAAUGAUACCCGGGGUCAAACAGCAAAGUUACCACAGCAUCACAACCAAGUCAGUAACGGGUAAAUCCUCCUCUGUUUGCCAAACAAGCAUU